This is a messenger RNA of Toxoplasma gondii ME49, 4996 nucleotides long. RefSeq names its product rhoptry protein ROP14 (gene ROP14). Gene Ontology annotation, cellular component: endoplasmic reticulum membrane. Bases 776 to 3961 code for a protein of 1061 amino acids. The transcript has 11 exons. Lineage: Eukaryota; Apicomplexa; Conoidasida; Eucoccidiorida; Sarcocystidae. Gene Ontology annotation, biological process: protein maturation. The record is from RefSeq and is a predicted model, not a curated record.
UGUCUUUGGUUGCUUUCGACACUCCGUUCCACGGCUUAGCGGGAAAUUCAGAUUUUGUCCGAUUCUGUGGAAAGGGUUUUGUGCUUUUCUUUUCCCUCAACGGAGUACUCAAGGACUCAAAAAGAGGCACUCGACCUGUGUCUCGCGGUCCUGCGGCACGCACCGGUCCUGGCGGCACGAACAGCUCGAUGGCCCGACAAUCCCGCAACUUUUUUAUCUGUGAACGGUGGUUUUCUUUGGCUCUAUUCUCAUAUCCGAUGGCGGAAUUUCAACGCAUGUGAAGACCAUAACCGCACUUUGCGUUACCAGGGAAUUUGAGUGAUCUCCGUGAUGCCAUCCCGGGCCUUGUCUGGUCGAGGAGCUCGAGAGCCAAUGACGUUUGCGUUAGAUGAACCGUUGUCAUUGAUUGUGUUCCAAUUCGACCUCAAGGAGGGAUCAAGAUUUGGUCGUCGCGCAGUUUCAUGUAGACAUUCUCCGUCGCUGUGACACAGGGUUCUCGGAAACGCCUGUACGUUUGUCUGGCUAGAUGAGAGUGAGGGUGCAACGGCGACGCUCGGGCCCCAUACCGUUCAUUUCGUCGUUUUCUUUUCUUCUUGUUUCACUCGUUCUACUACGUAGACUUUAUGCUGUCGUGCCCACAGUUUCCAUUUUUCGCACACUGACGGCGGUGGUCUUCGCGGCGGCAAAACACCUUCCCGGUUCGGAUCGUGCUAGCGAGCCCACAGAUAUCACAGAGGCACCGGUAACGUUCUCUCCGUUUCCCUGAAUUGUCAGCAUGUAUUCCUCCCCUCAGUCAGAAGAGGCUAGCCUCGUGAACAGUAGGGGCAUCCGAGAUGAAAGUGGGCCUAAUGGAUUCUCUAUUGGAUCUGCAACAGACACGGCCCUGAAGGCAGGCUCCCCGACAGGAAAAAGCUGGAAGCAACUGAGCCUCAACCUUGGGCGGCGCGUGUGGGACGCACUGGAUCCAACAUGGUCUUGCGCUGAGAAGAGACGCCGCCUGGACCCGGAGACUUUGAGGAAACUAAAAUCAACGUACUGGCUUUCACGGAUUGUUUUUCUGCGCGCGUUGGGAUUUGUUUAUUUCUUCGCGUUUCUUAUCGCCUUCAACCAGUCUCAGGGACUCAUUGGGUCCGAUGGCAUUCUCCCAGCAUCGGAUUACGUGGCAAUGGUGAAGGACUCGUUUGCCGACGCAGAGGCGUGGCAACGAGUCAAAGCAUUUCCUUCACUUUUUCUCCUAUUCCCUGCAACGGAUUUCUGGCUGCAUGCCAUCCCUUUUGUUGGUAUGAUCCUGUCGCUGUUCAUGACCAUACAAGGUGCCAGCAACGGUUUCCUUCUGUUCCUCCUCUGGAUCUUGUACCAGACGGUGAACAGUGUGGGCCAGGCCUGGUUUAGCGUCGGGUGGGAGGCGCAGCUUCUCGAGUUGGGGUUUCUGGCCAUCUGGAUGGCCCCCUUCUGGAGUUUCUCGCGUCUCCCUCCUUCCUGGCCGACUCCCAAAAUCUGCGUGUGGGGUAAUCGCUGGCUUGUCUUUCGCGUUAUGUUGGGUUCUGGACUCAUCAAGCUCCGCACAGACAGAGCUUGGAAAGAUCUGACAGCGCUCGACUACCACUAUGAGACGCAGCCGCUGCCGAACCCAUUGUCCUGGUACUUCCAAAACCAGUCGCACGGCGUUCAUGCGGCGCAAGUUGUGAUCACACAUAUUGUCGAGUGCGUCAUUUCUUUCCUGGUCAUUCUUCCCUUUCGCCAGUGUCGGCUCUUCGCCGGCAUAGUCCAAAUCGCGUUCCAGGUCGGCAUUCUCCUCUCAGGAAACCUAGCCUUCCUGAACUACUUGACAAUCGUGUCGGCAAUCAUGUGCCUCGACGAUCACUUUCUCACCUGCCUCUUCCCGUCGGCAAUUCUCAGUCGCCUCCCGGAGCUUGUUCGCGGAUGUGCGGGCUAUUGGUCGCUCCCUCAGAUCCAGGCAUGGCCAUUCCCACAACUGUUUCCUGGCGAGGAGCACGGAAAGGGCAAAGGACGUCAGGCGAACGACAGGCCCGAAGCUGAGGCGUCUUUGCUCGACAAAGAUGCAGGCAGAGAUGAGACUCUUCCUUUUAAUGCCGCUACAGACGACAGUCUGGACAGCCCCCGAAGCUGCUGCUGCUGGUAUCGACCGUACUUUCCCCGGAUUGUGCGUUCCCUGAAAAUUCCAUCUCGCGUGCGGAAACAAGUGAAGGAGGAGAUCAAAGAGAACUGGGGGAAAAUGCUUGCUGAGGUGGUGGCAUCUGUGGCAAUGCUUACAUGCAUGGCGUUUGUGACCAACCCCGCGACUUCGGCUGUUUGGAUGGUUAUCGCCGUGUUUUUCCUCGCCAUCAUCCUCUCGGCCUCGUCCACGUUUUUCACAAACACUCUCGUGUCAAAUGCGUUCACGGAACUCGUCCUUCUUAUCGUCACCCUCUGGAGCUGCAUCGCCAUAUACCAGCACGGCCCGGCUGUCUGGUCUGUUUGGCUCACCACCUGUCUAUUUACGGUUCUGAUUGCGUUCGCGUACACGACCCUGACGAACGCAGCACUCAUAUUCAAAAUCCAUGUCGAAGUCCUGAUCUUCCUCCUCAUCGCCGCUCUUUCCGUCCCCGUCGUCGCAAAUCUGAUUUCACCAGACCAGGUUAUGGAUUCAGAUCUCGGAAAUCCCUUUUCCGUGGUCAACACACAUGGAGCCUUCGGAUACAUUGGCAAGGAACGGUACGAACUCAUUAUUCAAGGCACCAAUGCGUCUUCACCGACCCAGACCCUGUAUUGGCAAAAUUACGAGUUCAAGUGCAAACCUGGAGAUCUCUAUCGGAGACCCUGCUGGGCUGCGCCCUAUCACUACCGCCUUGAUUGGCUCAUGUGGCUAGCUUCUAUGGGUGACAAGGAGACAGUAAAAGAUAUGCAUCCCUGGCUUUCCAAUUUCCUCUCCAGACUGCUUCAGAACUCGAAAAGCGUGACAGGACUGUUGGCCCAUAAUCCCUUCCAGAACUCCGACCCGCCGACUGCGCUUCGAGUCCUUCGCAUUCAGUAUAGGUUUACCAAAGGCCCCGUAUUUGGAGGAGGACCUUGGUGGGAGGUCGUGCCUGAGACCAGGGAGCUUUUCGUUGCCCCGUCUCAGGUGCCCGGAGCUGCUGCACACCUCAGGAAACAACUGUUGAUUCUUCGCAGACGAGAAGAAAAACAGAGACUCGAGCAGAGACGAAAAGAAGAAGCAGAGAUAAGAAGAAAGGAGGAAGAGGCCUUCAAACGUCGUAGAGAGAGGGCCAUGAAGGAAGAAGAACGACGAAAGCGCGAGGCAGAGGAAGCCGAGAAAAGGAGGAUCGCUGAGCAAGCGCGCCAGGCUGAAGACGAGAAACGCAUCAGAGAGCAGGCGGAGGCAGCCAGAAAAGCUGAGGAAGAAGCGGUGAGGAAACAAAUAGAAGAAGAAAAGAAACGCCACGAAGAAGAGGAGAAGGAACGUCAAGCAGAAGAAGAAAGAGAACGCCGAGAACAACAGGAAGAAGAAGAAAAACGCCGAGCCGAAGACGAGAAGAGACGCAAGGAAAAGGAACAGGCCACGUUGCUGGCGAGGCAGCGGUCUGAAGAGGCGCUAAAAGAGGCAGAGAAGAAAGCUCGAAAGGAUGCGGAAGAAGAAGAGCGGAAGCGAAAGGAAGAUGCUUUACAGGAAGAAAAGAGGCAAAAAGAAGAGAAAGAAGCUGAGGAAAAACGGCGAAAGCAGGCAGAGGCACGCAGGGAAGCAGCGCGCGCCGCGGCUGAAAAGGAGUCUGAGAAAGCGAGACAGUUGCAAGAGCAAGAGGCGAAAAGGAAAGCAUUGGAGGAACAAGAAAGGAGAAAAGCUCGGGAACGGCAGCGCUCUGCUAGCAGUCAAGUCGCGGUAUAUACAGCUCAACCCCACGACGGCGGAGGAGUGCCACUACGGCAUGCUCCGUUGUUGACUAGGAAGAAGCAAGCGCUGUAGGGAGACCCGCAGUCUCCUAAGAGGGCUAUCAAAUGUUUCGAGGUUUCCUCUUGCUUGUUUUACCUAAUGUGACGAAUCUGUUUUAUGGUGUUGCCGGCCGAAAAGUAAAUGCUUACGGCCGGUGUAUUGAAAGGUUCCAAGAGGUAGUCUCUGUGAAACGCAACAGAGUGUCUCUCUGCUUGGCAACUUCCAAUUUUGUGUACGAAUUUCUCUAGUGUACGGACGACACUCGGGCAAAUAUGUAUUGGGGCCGGAAACACGAUGUCCCUUCUCACACGACGGCCUCUAUCGUUGACUCUAAUGGGUUCACGUAUUAUGGUUUAAACGAGAUGGCAGAAACGAAGUCGACUUACUGGGUGUUCUGUUUCCGAACCAUAGUGUACCACAGGGAAUAUUCAGGGAUCAGUAAUCUAGCAUUCGAAGGGAGAGUUUUGCGAAUGCACCUGAGUUAGUCGUCUAAAAUUGCCGCAGAUCUGACGAACCACAGCGUGGCAAAUGGACAGCAGUCGAUGCGAGAUGUAACAUGAGUAUUUCACCUGCUCUGUUGUGCGUCACGUUAUUUGGUGUUUGAUAUCUUUCUCUACAUUCAUCAUGGUCUUCUUGUAUGGUCAGGCACGUAUCCACACUCUGCCUGUCGCACGUGUUGGACAUUCGGCGAGACCACUUCAGGUUCUCGGCUGGAGCCAGUUCCACACGAAAAUCCAUCUUUUUCGUCUCCAUCGUCUCUCAGAUCAUAUCGUUUUUACAGCUCAUUCAAUGACUUUCUGGUUGCGAUCCCAGUGUUUUCAGGGGCAACACUUUACGUCCGCCAAAGAAGUAAACAGGGCGGGCUAGAGAAGUGACCAGCUAGCCUGGAUAGGCAGGUGACACUUGUGUUUGCAUUUGACAAUCACGAGUACUUGGCACAGCGGCAACCUUGAAAAGUUUGAUUAACAGCGGUUCAAGGAUGACUCUCUCGUUCAUGAUUGCUUCGUGCCAGAAGAAAGUGUUAGGAGUGGCUGUUCUAUGGGUUGCAAAAAGUAGUCAACGGUUGCG